AGGCUGACUGCGGGCAGAAUGGCGGCUCAAAUUCCCAUCGUGGCUGCCACUUCUACCCCCGCCGUAGCUAGGAACAGCAAGAAGAGGCCAGCUAGCCCUUCUCACAACAGCAGCGGAGGGGGAUAUGGUGCUAGUAAGAAGAAAAAGCUAUCCGCCUCCGGCUUUGCUCAGGGUGUCAGCAUUGAAGCCAUGAAUGAGAGUAAAAUGGCGUCCUCGGAGUUAAGCUCGGGGCCUGUGGAAAAAGCUGCCAAGCCGUUGCCAUUUAAGGAUCCCAACUUUGUGCACUCUGGCCAUGGCGGCGCUGUAGCUGGCAAGAAGAACAGAACCUGGAAGAACCUCAAACAGAUCCUCGCUGCUGAAAGGGCGUUGCCAUGGCAACUGAACGAUCCUAACUACUUUAGUAUUGAUGCUCCUCCAUCCUUCAAGCCAGCUAAGAAGUAUUCUGAUAUUUCAGGCCUUCUUGCCAACUACACAGACCCUCAGAGCAAGCUGCGGUUCAGCACGGUUGAGGAAUUCUCCUACAUUCGCAGGCUGCCUUCGGAUGUGGUCACAGGCUACCUGGCCCUGAGGAAGGCCACAAGCAUUGUCCCCUGAGCCUCAGAAGUGGAGACGGAGUGGAAAUGACCUCUAAAGCAGACUGACUGCACUUGUGACUUUGUUUCCUGGAAACAAACAUUUCUGCUGUCAAUCUGAAAAUGUCAGCUCUGGGCUUUGGAAAGAGUGUCUGGCUUUACUAGGAGGAGUUUUCAGUUUGCUUUCUUCCCCUCCAAGUGCAACCUUCCUAGUUGAAUUAAAUCAUACUUCAGUUGUUGCCUCAAGUAAAAAUUGUUUGAUAAGAAAAUGCAGUAAGAUUAUGCAUUUAAAUUAACUCAAGCAAGUCCCUGAAUCUUGUUUGCAAGUUGUGAACUCUCAUCCACCAUUUUCAAAGACUGCAAUAAAGGCCCACGGGCCUGGCUUGUUCUGGAGCCUAACAAGCGAGCUGGCCUUCCGUGGGAUCAGACGCCUCUGUGGGUUUUCCACCGCACUGUUGAACGCCUUUACCCAACGUGGCCCGCCUGCAGGUGAUUUAUUUGUGUCUGCCGCGUGGUGAAUCGUGGUAUUGGCUUCCUGGAGCCAGAAGAGAAAUUAAGCUCUUAAAAGGAAAAGUAUUUAGCUAGGUUGAAGAAAACAGAUUUUGGAGGCUAAGCCUUUAAGACCACUCAUUGCUUUUGCAGGGGACCCAGGCUUGGUUCCCAGCACAGCUAUCUCUAAUGCCAGUUCCAGGGCAUCCAAUACCCUCUUCUGACUUCACCAGGGGAGUACAUACAUACAUGCAGGCAAACUCAUACAUAUAGAAAUAAUAUAAUUUUUUAAAAAUUGUAUUUUUUUCUUAAGACCACACUGAUAUCAAGGCUGCUCUGAAGUGAGUUAUUCUGAUCCUGCCGCCUGUCUUCCCUGUAAGAGUGGAGCCUCGAGGUGUACCUUAAAGUGACCGGAAUGUUAGAGAUGCAAUUUGCAGAGCUGGGGCAAGGAAGGGCUCCUUGUCACUGUAGUUACUUUCCUUGCAGUGGCCAAAUGCCCAAUAAGAAGGAAUACAUGACCACUGCUGUGGGGAGUCAGCAGGUGCGUGAUGCAGCUGGCCACACUCCAUCCACGGCCAUGACAUAAAACAGACAAGAAGUAAGGCUGGACUGUAACACCUCAAGGCCUGCUCCAGUGACCCACUUUCUUCAGAGAGGCUCUACCACACACACAACCACCUUCCAAAUUUACACUCAGAUCACUACACCAUGUCUCCCAAGUUAAAACAUGUAUCCACCUAGACUUUAAAUGUGCUUUGUAACUGUUGAUGGCACUGUACAGAGGGCCAAAGUAUUUCCCAUCAGAUAGCAUUUUUCUGAACCCAUGCCUCUUGGGACGAGAUCACAGGACUUGACCCAUCAUCAAAUAGGACCAGGUGACCUACAGAGACAUCACAAUGAUGGCUUCCUACAGUCAAGUCCAUUUCCAAUAAUGCUCUCAUCUAAGAGAACCCAUGAACCUUAUUUGAAUCCUGGUUCAAACAAAAACCUUAAAUUAUUUAUGAGACAAUUAUAAACUUGAUAGAUUUUGAUGUGUGAAGGUAUUUAUGAAUAUUUUUAGUCAGUGAUGGUAUACUGUUAAGGAAAAGGUUCAUAUUUUAGGGACAAAGGCUGAAACAUUUAUGGACAGAGUGAUAUGAUAUCUGGGAUUUGUUUUAGGAUGAAGUGGGAGGGAGGAAAUGAAUGGAAAUAGUGUUGAAACAGUAUUGGCCACGAGUCAGCUAUUGUGUGCUAAGACGCUCCUCACACCAGUCUACUCUGUAUGUGUUUGAAUAUCUCUGUAAUAAACUUAACAAGGAC
Mus musculus (house mouse) is the source of this 2360-nucleotide messenger RNA. RefSeq names its product INO80 complex subunit C (gene Ino80c). The record is from RefSeq and is marked provisional. Bases 19 to 594 code for a protein of 191 amino acids. The transcript is spliced from 5 exons. Gene Ontology annotation, biological process: regulation of DNA replication; chromatin remodeling; positive regulation of DNA-templated transcription. NCBI's taxonomy places the organism in Eukaryota, Metazoa, Chordata, Mammalia, Rodentia, Muridae. Gene Ontology annotation, cellular component: fibrillar center; nucleus; nucleoplasm.